This is a messenger RNA of Uloborus diversus, 3755 nucleotides long. RefSeq names its product ribose-phosphate pyrophosphokinase 2 (gene Prps). The transcript is spliced from 7 exons. Gene Ontology annotation, molecular function: ribose phosphate diphosphokinase activity; magnesium ion binding. The record is from RefSeq and is a predicted model, not a curated record. Gene Ontology annotation, cellular component: cytoplasm; ribose phosphate diphosphokinase complex. NCBI's taxonomy places the organism in Eukaryota, Metazoa, Arthropoda, Arachnida, Araneae, Uloboridae. Gene Ontology annotation, biological process: 5-phosphoribose 1-diphosphate biosynthetic process; purine nucleotide biosynthetic process; ribonucleoside monophosphate biosynthetic process. Bases 108 to 1064 code for a protein of 318 amino acids.
GAAGAUACCGACUGUUUAAAGGCAAGCUGAUUAGUGAUAACAUACCGCAGAUAAAAUUGACCUUGCGUCUGACUCGGACGUUCAAAAUUAUUUGAAAUCUUUUAAACAUGCCGAAUAUCAAGGUAUUCAGCGGGUCUUCUCAUGUGGAUCUCGCGCAAAAGGUUGUUGAUCGCUUGGGAAUUGAUUUGGGAAAGGUUGUGCUUAAGAAAUUUAGCAACCAAGAGACAAGUGUUGAAAUCGGGGAGUCUGUUCGUGGUGAAGAUGUGUAUAUCAUUCAGAGUGGGUGCGGGGAAGUCAACGAUAACUUGAUGGAGUUGCUGAUCAUGAUUAAUGCUUGCAAAAUUGCUUCUGCUUCACGAGUCACUGCUGUCAUUCCUUGUUUCCCUUAUGCAAGACAGGACAAGAAAGAUAAGAGUCGAGCUCCAAUUUCAGCCAAACUUGUUGCAAACAUGCUUUCGGUGUCCGGUGCAGACCACAUUAUUACAAUGGAUUUGCAUGCUUCACAAAUACAGGGAUUUUUUGAUAUCCCUGUAGAUAACUUGUAUGCUGAGCCAGCUGUUUUGAAAUGGAUUCGUGAGAACAUACCAGAGUGGCGCAAUAGUUGCAUUGUUUCCCCAGAUGCUGGUGGAGCAAAAAGAGUUACAUCAAUAGCUGAUCGUUUGAAUGUAGAAUUCGCCCUGAUCCACAAAGAGAGGAAGAAAGCCAAUGAAGUCGCUUCCAUGGUUUUGGUGGGGGAUGUGAAAGACAGAGUUGCAAUAUUGGUGGAUGACAUGGCUGACACUUGUGGAACCAUCUGCCAUGCUGCUGAGAAACUGAUGGAAGCUGGUGCAUGCAAGGUAUAUGCUAUAUUAACUCAUGGUAUUUUUUCUGGCCCUGCAAUAUCUCGAAUAAACAAUGCCUGCUUUGAAGCAGUUGUGGUCACCAAUACUAUUCCCCAAGAACAACAUAUGAAAGAGUGUCCCAAAAUACAGUGCAUCGAUGUCUCGAUGAUCCUGGCAGAAGCCAUUCGCCGCACUCACAACGGAGAAUCUGUCUCGUACCUCUUCAGUAACGUCCCCAUGUAGACACUUGGCAUUCCAUCCCUACUAACCAAGGCUCUCCAUUCCACUUCGCAUGUUGCAACAUGUGCCAUAAAUUUACUAGAUAUCUUUUCUAUGAUGUGUAAAUUUGCAAUGAUCUAUAUUUUGUCAAGAUGAGAGUGUUUUCUUAGCUCUAGAACAUGCAUGUAAUAACUGCAUGCACCAGUGGGAAGCAUGGCUAUUUUUAGAGUUGAUUUUCUCCCUCUUGCAUAAUAUAUAUUUUAAUACAGGGUUCACAAAAGGGGGGGAAAUGUAUCUAUACUGUCUUAAUAAACUUGGCUUUUCUACACAAAACGUUAAAUAAACAUUAAAAGUAGAUUUUGUUUUCAAAUAAAUAAUUCUUUUUUGUUAAUAUUUUUUAAAAGAAGUUAUUAAAAACAGUUUUUUUUUUCCUUUUCUUUAUUUAUGUUUCCAGUUAGUAAAUAGAUUGUAUAGAAAUAUUUUUUUAAAGAAAAAGUUUUUCCCAAUCUUCAAAAAUCUGUUUCAGAUAUGCUGCUAAAUCUAAGCUUUUUUGAAACUGAGACCAUUUUCAAUUUUAAUCCUAUCUACUUUUUAAGAAUUAAGAUAUAAUUUUAUAUUUUUUACAAAGCCGGUUGUAAUAAUUUAAUUUUGUAUUAUAUAAUUAUUCGUUUUUCAAGCAUUAAUGUUAAAAGUGAUUUGAUUUCUGUUUUGUUUAAAAUAAUACCUGUAUAUUAAUCAAAAAUAGUGAUACACACAAUUAAAUACAAAUAAUUAUUUAGCAAGCUUUGUAACCUAACUUUAUAUACAUAUAUAUAUAUAUAUAUAAUCUUCUUGAUAAUAGUUACACAAGAACAAACUGAUUUUAUGUGAUAAUUCUCCUUGAAGUUGUGUUAUCUUUGUUUUAAAAGUAUUUAACUAUCAAUGUUUUAUAUGUGGCUCCUUUUUGAUAAUUUUUUAAAACUUCUUUUAUAAAAAAAAUGUUUUCUUUGUCCUCAAUUGUAGUGCUUGGGGACGUUUCUCAAUUUUAUAGUGAAGCUAUCCGUAGAAUACACAAUUGUGAACCAUUGGGACCUAUUCUUAGUGAUGUGCCAUAUUAAUAUUGAAAAUGAAAAGUAUGGCACUGAAAAAAAAAAAGAAAAACAUUUGUUCCAUAGAAGUUGGAAAUACUUUGGAUACAUUCAAAUGAAAUGUGCGGAAUAUGCUGAUUAUUGUGUCUGAAAACUGUGUGCUGAAACUUCAUAAUUAUUUCAUUUAUAUAGGAAAUAAUGUAAGUCAUAAUAGAGCUAUAUUUUACAGUUAGAUUUUAAGAGUUUAUAUUCUGUAUGCUUUUUUUUUUUACUUCACAUUAUUUGAAAACACUGUAAAAUCUUGAACACUAUUUCAAUUUUUUUUUUUUUUUUUGUCUGAUUAAUAGUUUUAAACAAAGAACCAUUCUUUAAUUUUAGAAACUUCUUUUUUUUUUUUUUCUUUUCUUUUCUUUCUUGAUUAGCUUAAUAUUGGAUUUCCACUACUUGCUGACAUUAUUGGUUCUGUAAACAAAAUCAAAGUUUGCUAAUUAAUCAUGAAUGGUAAUUUUCAAUUACACUUAGAAUGUUAUAAUUUGUCCUACAAUAAAUCAAAUAAAUUAAUGCAUUAUGAGUUACUAUAAAUUAUUGACAGAUCAUUAGUGUUUUGCACUUUCAAUAUAUGAGCUUUUACUAGAUCAAAAUUUAUGUUUGCACACCAUUUAGUUUUAUUUUCUGCAUAAUUAUGCUUUUUUUUCAUCAGUAACAAACAUAUCAAAUCCCCAAAUGUUUUUAUUAAUACGUUCAGUAUAUUUCACAGAAGUGAAUUUAAUGUAUUUUAUUUUGUUUUGCAACAAAAAAAAAUAUAGAAUAUGUUGGGUUUGCUGUGAAGAAAUUAGUUAAUUCUCGUUUCACUCCGAAGAAUACUACCAAAAAUUCCGAUAUUUGCGUUUUGAUUUUAUAUCAAUGCACAUACAAAAAAAUUAUACUCAUAUUUAUCUACUUAAUCAUCUCACAUUUGCAGAAAAUUUUGAACCCAAAUUCUAUUAGUAAACAUCAAAAAUCAAUUGAUGUUUCUUAGCAAAUUUUAUCUUAAAAGUAUUCCCUGAUUUGUUUAAGCUUUACAUGGAACUAAAUAGUUUACUUGAAUGUAACACGUUUUACAAUGUUCACACACAGGACCGGAUUAAAAAGUAACGGGGUAAAAUUUUUGGACCCCCAGUAUUUUCAUACAAUUCUAAACAACAGAAAAAAAAAUACUAAAAAAAGAAGUUUUAUUUAAAUAACAUUUCUAUUUAGUCUUAAAUAGUUGUAAAAAAUAUUUUAUGGUUGAAACAACCACUUUUUGUACAUUCAGAUAAGUUAGAUUUUAAAUGAGCAAAAAUUUGGGGGCCCCUGACCUGGGCCUAGUUAGCCUGUACUAAAAAGAUACUCUGCCUGCAAAUCAGGUCUUGUUCAUACACAAUCUAAUUUAUUUUUCUCUUUCAAAAGUAAAAUUGACAAGUGGAAUGUCUGUAAAGCAGGUAUUAAAACCUGAUGGUUUGAUAUGUUUUAUAGUCACAUAACAAGAUUUAUAUAAAAUCAGAAAAACUUGGUAUGAUAAUGCAUCUUUAAAUAAUGGUAUGUUUUACAGCAGUUUUAUCAACUCCUUAUAAAAUGUAUAUCAUGUAAAUACUUGACAUUUGAAAUAAAAAAUGAACUUUUGCAUUUU